ACUACUGCUUCAUUAAUCACUCUGCAUCUUCACUAAUUACUCGCAGUCUGAGAAAACAAAGAGAGAAAGAUGGGAAAGGGAGGCAUGUCUGAUGGAGAUCAUGCUGAUCGCUGUUAUGGGGAAGCAAUAAAUGGUGAUGUUCAACAAGAGAACAUGGCUGCUUGGCUUCUUGGUGUUAAAAACCUCAAGAUUCAACCUUACAAGCUCCCUAAUCUUGGACCCCAUGAUGUUAGAGUCCGGCUGAAGGCUGUUGGCAUAUGUGGCAGUGAUGUACACCACUUCAAGAACAUGAGGUGUGUAGAUUUUAUAGUUAAAGAGCCAAUGGUUAUUGGGCAUGAGUGUGCUGGGAUCAUCGAGGAAGUUGGGAGUGAGGUCGAAGAUUUGGUGCCAGGCGAUCGUGUGGCACUAGAGCCUGGUAUCAGUUGCAAGCGAUGCAACCUCUGCAAACAAGGCCGGUACAAUCUAUGCCGCAAGAUGAAGUUUUUUGGCUCCCCUCCAAAUAAUGGUUGUCUGGCAAAUCAGGUUGUCCAUCCAGGAGAUCUAUGUUUUAAACUGCCAGACAAUGUGAGUUUGGAGGAAGGGGCAAUGUGUGAACCCUUAAGUGUUGGUAUUCAUGCUUGUCGCCGGGCAAAUGUCUGUCAAGAAACAAAUAUCUUGGUCGUGGGAGCAGGACCUAUAGGACUUGUUACACUGCUAGCCGCUCGUGCUUUUGGGGCGCCCCGAAUUGUCAUUGCGGAUGUGAAUGACGAGCGUUUGUCGAUUGCCAAGAGUCUUGGCGCGGAUGAAGUCGUUAAGGUUUCAACAAAUAUUGAGGAUGUAGCUGAGGAAGUGGCUAAGAUACAAAAGGUUUUGGAAAAUGGAGUGGAUAUAAGCUUCGACUGUGCAGGCUUUAACAAAACCAUAACAACAGCUUUGAGUGCUACUCGUCCCGGAGGCACAGUUUGCCUUGUGGGAAUGGGUCAGAGAGAGAUGACUCUUCCUCUCGCUACCAGAGAGAUUAAUAUAAUUGGAAUUUUCCGAUACCAGAACACAUGGCCGCUGUGCCUUGAGUUUCUGAGAAGUGGUAAGAUUGAUGUGAAGCCCCUCAUAACGCAUCGGUUUGGAUUUUCUCAGAAGGAGGUGGAAGAAGCCUUUGAAACCAGUGCUCGCGGAGGCAAUGCCAUUAAGGUCAUGUUUAACCUGUAAAAUCGAUCGGAGACAAGGAUAUUAAUCAUUUGGACCCAAUCUUUGGUGAUGUUUUUGUUUGCCUUAGUAAUUUGGGGUUUUCUUUUUUGGUUGCAUGCAGUGAAUUAUGAUGUCGGAUAAGCUUUUUUCUUCUGCUAAGUGCGAUCUGGGUUCAAACCCUCCGCUUCUUGUAAUAUAAUACUAUUGUUAACAAAAAUAAAAUAUAAAUUUUGUGCCUACAA
Messenger RNA from Pyrus x bretschneideri (Chinese white pear), 1406 nucleotides. Its product is annotated as L-idonate 5-dehydrogenase. The transcript is spliced from 6 exons. Bases 70 to 1185 code for a protein of 371 amino acids. The record is from RefSeq and is a predicted model, not a curated record. Gene Ontology annotation, molecular function: oxidoreductase activity, acting on the CH-OH group of donors, NAD or NADP as acceptor; zinc ion binding. Lineage: Eukaryota; Viridiplantae; Streptophyta; Magnoliopsida; Rosales; Rosaceae.